UGAGAAUCUCGAACAUUCGUCGCUGAGGCAACAUGGCGAACACCGGCAGGGUGAACGUUGACGGAGGAGACAUGAUGCGAUAUGCUGAAUAUACUCCUAAAGGAAACGUUAGGAGCGACGCCGAUAUAGACAGACGGCUGGGAGGGACUCUGAUUGCAGUCGGUCUCGGUGUGGCUGCUGCAGGUUUUGCAGGCCGCUAUGCAUUCCAGCUGUGGAAGCCUCUCGGACAUGUUUUCUCUGAAACUUUAAAAAAAAUGCCCACAUCCGCUUUCUCAGCAUAUUACAAAGGAGGUUUUGAGCAGAAGAUGUCCAAACGAGAGGCCAGCCUCAUUCUUGGCAUCAGCCCAACCAGCACUAAGGCCAACGUACGGAAUGCCCACCGGAGGAUCAUGGUCCUGAACCAUCCAGAUAAAGGUGGGUCACCAUAUCUCGCAGCAAAGAUCAACGAGGCCAAAGACUUUUUGGACAAGGAGAUCCGGCAAUGACCUGCACAGUCAACACCGUAAAGACCU
Messenger RNA from Etheostoma cragini (Arkansas darter), 512 nucleotides. It is a transcript of the gene dnajc15, whose product is annotated as DnaJ (Hsp40) homolog, subfamily C, member 15. The transcript is spliced from 6 exons. Gene Ontology annotation, molecular function: ATPase activator activity. Gene Ontology annotation, biological process: protein import into mitochondrial matrix. The record is from RefSeq and is a predicted model, not a curated record. Bases 33 to 485 code for a protein of 150 amino acids. Gene Ontology annotation, cellular component: PAM complex, Tim23 associated import motor. NCBI's taxonomy places the organism in Eukaryota, Metazoa, Chordata, Actinopteri, Perciformes, Percidae.